AAGCGCACUUCCGGUAGGCGGUGAGAAAGUCCAGUCAUGAUGGUCGUGUUUUCAUACAGUGUUUUGACAGUGUUGUAGGUUUAGUGUGUUUUUGUCCUGCUCUACUGCACUUAUCUUCAUGUAUACUCUCGGCUGUGUGUUUUGAGCUGCUCGUGUGUGUGUUCUGCUGCUGAAAUGAGUGAUGUUGUGGAGAAAACUCUCACUGCUCUGCCGAGUUUGUUUGAUUCUCAAACCGGAGCCGCAAAAAUCAGCAACAGACUCAAACAGCUGAUCAAGAGCAUCACAGAGCUGACCUCCAAACAUGACGAGGAGAGUCUCAUCAAACAGGAGCUCUCGGCCAUGAAGGAGCAGGUUUCGGCUCCCAGCACCAGCAUGAAGCAGAUGAGAGAGAUCAUGGUGAGGUCCAUGUACUGUGAGAUGCUGGGCUACGACGCCUCCUUCAGCUACAUCCAUGCCAUCAAACUGGCCCAGCAGGGCGGCGUCAUGGAGAAGAGAGUCGGGUAUCUGGCAGUGUCUCUUUUCCUCAGUGAAGGCCAUGAGCUGCUGCUGCUGCUAGUCAACACAGUAUUAAAGGAUCUUCAGAGCACCAACCUGAUUGAAGCCUGCAUGGCCUUGACUGUUGUAGCUCAGGUGUUUCCCAAAGACAUGAUUCCUGCUGUCCUUCCUCUGGUGGAGGACAAGCUUUCACACCCCAAGGAGAUCAUUAGGAGGAAAGCUGUCCUGGCCUUAUAUAAGUUUUAUCUCAUCGCUCCUAAUCAAGUGCAGCACAUUCAUGCCAAGUUCCGGAAGGCUCUGUGCGACAAAGAUCCUGGAGUGAUGACGUCAUCCUUACAUAUUUACCUACAACUCAUACAGGAGAGUCCGGACGCCUAUAAGGACCUGACGGGCAGUUUUGUCACCAUCCUGAAGCAGGUUGUUGGUGGGAAACUCCCGCUGGAUUUUAACUAUCACAGCGUUCCUGCGCCUUGGCUUCAGAUCCAGCUGCUCCGCAUCCUCUCGCUGCUCGGCCGGGAUGACCAAAGCACCAGUGAGCUGAUGUAUGAAGUUCUGGACGAGUCUCUGCGCAGAGCGGAAAUGAACCACAACAUCACCUACGCAAUCCUGUUUGAGUGUGUGAAGGCCGUCUACACCAUCCACCCUAAAGCAGAGCUUCUGGAGAAAGCAGCGAGAUGCAUCGGGAAUUUUGUUCUGUCUCCAAAGAUUAACCUUAAGUAUCUCGGUUUGAAAGCCUUGACGUAUGUUGUCCAGCAUGAUGCCAAACUGGCCUUACAGCAUCAGAUGACCAUUAUUGAGUGUUUGGACCACUCAGAUUUCACUAUUAAAAGAGAGACUCUUGAAUUGCUGUUCAGGAUCACGAACGCUCAGAAUGUGAGUGUGAUUGUUGAGAAGAUGCUGGAUUUUCUGCGCAGCUGCAGCGACGAACACACCAUCAUCCAUCUAGCCGGAAAAGUGGCAGAGCUCGCUGAAAAGUUUGCUCCAGACAACUCCUGGUUUAUUCAGACCAUGAAUGAUGUUUUUUCUAUCGGCGGAGAUUUGCUGCAGCAGGACAUCUCCAAUAAUUUUCUGCGACUGCUGGCGGAGGGAUCAGAGUCUAAAGAGGAGGAUGAUCAGCUACGGCUGUACGCUGUCGACUCGUAUCUGACAUUAUUGAACGGAGACGCUUCUCAUCUGCCGCAACGCUUCAUUCAGGUCAUGAGCUGGGUUGUUGGUGAGUAUUCUCAUCUUCAGGAGUGUGUGGAUCAGAGCGAGGUGAUUCGGCUCCUGAUGAAGCUGCUGGAGCAGAAGAGUGUGAGCUCAGAGACGCGGGUCUGGAUUCUCUCAGCUCUGACCAAGAUUUCAGAUGGCCAGACAGACUUAAUUCUGGAGCUGGCAGAGAGUAUUUCAUCCUCUCAGGACACGAUUCUCCGUCAGCAGGCCCACGAGCUGCGGCAUCUCAGCCUGGACUCAAAGCUACAUGAGUGGGUUUUGCCCCGCGGAGCCGCCUGGGACGACAUGGAGGUCGACUCUUCUUUGUCAUUUCUGGAUGGGUUUGUUUCUGAAGCUUUGGCUGCAGGAGCCGCACCAUAUAAACCUCCUCAUCAGAGACAAGAAGAGCUGUGUGAGCAGAGAGCACUGAAUCUGGAGCCAUACAGUUUUUCUCUGCCUGUGAGUUUGUCAUCGUGUAGCAUCACUGACAGACACUCUCCUACAUUACUGUCCGUCAGCUCAGGACUUUCAGGCAACAGCACUGAGCUCUCUCAGAAAGCAGGUGCCAGCACUCUAAUCCUCGAGGGUGUAAAGAGAGUUUGGGGUAAAGAUGGGUACCUUCCACAAAAAGAAACAGCAGUAACAGCCUCUCCGGUGGAUGAGCCCAGUGCUGCAGUUCAGCCCGUCGGCCAGCAGGAAGCAGCAGAGAGAUUAGAGCCACAGCCGGAGCCUUCAACGCAAACCAACGACAAACAGCAGCUGGCUUCCUCUUUGUUUGUUGGUUUGAGUACGCAGAGUUCCACAUCUUUGCUGGGAAAAUCUGAAGCUCCGCCUCCUCGGUUCAGAAAGAAGCCCCGCCCUCAUGGAUCAUCAUUAUCAUCCUCAUCCUCAUCAGGAACAAGUGAAAAGUCUUCCUCCUCCCGGACCUCACAUAACACAACUGACAGCUUCCUGUAUGGCAGUUUGCUAGAGGAGGAGCCAGCCGGUUUUGACCACACCCCCAAAUCCAUCACAGCCAAUGGUCUUGGCCAAAAUAAAGACGUUAAAGAAGACAGACGUACAAACACAUCUCAGAUACUGGGCAGUGAUAUGGUGAUAGUGCGGCCCAACACAAUACAACACAAUCCGUCCACGUCUUCAGACCUGACCACUCUCUUACCUGCAGACCUUAAAGACCUACCUCACUCUGAUGUCAUCAGCCUGACCUCUGACCCCAGCCUGAGUGUGUCAUCCUGCCGCGUGUUCAGAGAUGAAGCUCUGCUGCUCGUCAUCUUCAUUUCUAACAGCACAGAGACUGAUAUAAGAGAUGUUGCAGUGCAGCUCAACUGUGACCAGCUGGAGACGGUGAGUUUGCGAGGGAAUAUCGUGGACUGUCUGGAGGGCAGGAGUGUGUCUGUAUGCCAUUACGCUCUGCUGAUGGACGACCCUCACACUAAUGUGUCCUUUACCGGGAGCGUCUCUUAUCAGAUACAACCAGGACACACAAACACACUCUCUUUCUCUGGGACACUGUCCACAGCGGACUUUAUCAGGCCUUUAGUUGUAACCACAGAUGAAUAUGGGAAACUCUGGCUGUCUCUGUCUCAUGACGUCAAGCAAAAUCUGAAACUGCUCACAGAUGCCGGUGACCCUCUCCAAACAACCCUGAAUGCCCUCAAGGACACCCUACAGCUGCAUAUAGUGGACAUCAUCGGCUCAGAGGGAAUCGUAGCAUGUCGUCUGCUCAGCGGCGCCCCCUGCCUCCUGCACUGUCGAGUGAACGGCUCUGCUCUGGCCAUGUGGCUGCGCUCUCCACUUCCUGCUCUCCCAGACUGCAUCCUGUACCACUGUCAGAGAGCGCUCGCACAACACUAAACAUCCACAGACCCGCUCAUAUCUUCCUGGGAAGCUCCGCAACAGUGUUUACAGGUGUCUGUGACUGAUAAUGCAACGACUAUUUGAAAGCAAUACUUGGCUAUUGCGCGUCUGACUAAUAAUUUUAUUGAUAUAUAUUUUUUGUACAUUGAAUUUCAUUGUGUCAACAACGCUUACAUAGAGUAAAAGUUAUUUAUUGAUUUUAAAC
Molecule: messenger RNA, 3748 nt
Organism: Danio rerio (zebrafish)
Lineage: Eukaryota; Metazoa; Chordata; Actinopteri; Cypriniformes; Danionidae
Source: RefSeq, a predicted model, not a curated record